AUGACUGACCAGAAAGUGCUCUAUUGCACCGGGGGCCGAUUACCCAGGCUGCAGAGCGGGGAGCCGUGUGAAGAUGGCGGCUUAGAAAGUGCUCUAUUGCCCCGAUUACCCAGGCUGCAGAGCGGGAGCGGGAGCAGUGUGAAGAUGGCGGAGACCCGGAGUAGGCCGGGGUCGGCGGCUGGAAAUGAGAGCGAGCCGGACGAGGAUGUGGACGGAGGGCAGCUUGACGUCAGCUCACCGCACUUCGACCCGUACCUGGCGUUGUACAGCCCGCGGCCGCCGCCACUGCCCUUCCCCUCCGUGCGCACUUUUAACAACGUGGCCGAGUACGAGUCGUUCCUGCAGCGGCGGCCCCGCGGCCGCAUCCCGGGCCCAGCCAGGACCCGCGGCGGGCGCCGCGCAGCGCGGGCUGCCUCCGACCCCGACAGGAUCGAGCGGCUCAAGAAGCUGAUGGUGGCUCAGCCGAGCAGCGAGGAGAAGCCGCGAUGCUGCCGGAGGGACCGCGCCCCCAAGAACGUGAUGACCAGGAUGGCCCUUCAUGAAGGAAGUCCGCUGGGUGAACUCUAUCGGUGUGUCCAGGACAGAAUAAAGAUUAGCGUUCACAUCAGGACUUUCAAAGGACUACGGGGUGUUUGCUCAGGAUUCUUGGUGGCAUUUGAUAAAUUCUGGAAUAUGGCACUUGUUGAUGUAGAUGAGACCUUUAGGAAACCCAUUCUUGGGAAAGCUUUUUACAGUGAACCAGUGCUCACGGUUGGCAGGCUUUUUGAUCGGCUAAGGCUUCAAGAAUCCAAAGGUGAGGAACCCAUUUCCAAGGCUACAGAACAAACUGGCUCUUUCCCAAAGAGGACUGUGGAUGAGGAAGAUGGACUAGAUAACAGCAAAAGUCUGAGCUGUAGUGUUACAGCAGAGCCUGUGCAGCAAACUUUGGACACUAUGAACAUGUCUCUGCAAGGCAAAGCUGCAGGUUGUGAUCAGUUGGAGAGGAGUUGCAAACAGAUGGGCCUGGGGACCAGGUCUCGUGCAGGUGAGAAACAGAAAAGGAAAGCAAAAGGCAAGGUGGAUUAUCAGCAGGUUUCUCAAAGACACCUGAAACAACUGUUUAUCCGGGGUGAAAAUAUCUUGCUCAUCAGCAUCCGACAAUGAUAAAUGCAACCACACCCAAAGGCUUGAUAGACUGGGCCUUAUAGAAUAUUAUUACAAGGUGCAAAUGAAAACUUUGACUGUAAAACUUCAACUGCCUGGAAAUCUGGCUGUUAACUUCCAUGAGCAGAAAAUAAUCUGAAUUGAUGAUGUGUUUGAACAGUAAACGUAAACAUCUUGUUUCUGCUCUGAACUGUUGUGAAGUUAGUUUACUCGAUGGGGACUUGAACAGUGAAAUUGUUCAUGCCGUACUGUUGGAAGUGUAGAAUUUUGAUGAAACUAUUGCAGUCACCUGACGCUGUUUAUUUUUAUUCUGUUGCCCUUUGAUUGAAAUGUGUUUGAACUACCAUUCUAAUUGUGAAUGAUUUGCUUCAGAACUGAUGUUUCCUGUAUUCUUCUGCCUACAAUGACUUUGGAAAUAGUGCUUUAAAAAUGCUCCGGCCUGGGGUUGAUGUGAAAUAAACGGUGUAGGUGUCUAAGGAGAAACAUUCUUUUGUGUUUGGUGAUCUUGCUGUGUGGACUCAUCAUGGUAUGUAAGGUGGCUUUUUGGCCUAACAUGUAUUUACCAGAAGUCUCACUUCUGUUUUCUAAGUCGUCUGGUAAUUUUGUCUCCAUUUUUGUAAGUGA
This is a messenger RNA of Mobula hypostoma (lesser devil ray), 1767 nucleotides long. RefSeq names its product LSM11, U7 small nuclear RNA associated (gene lsm11). The record is from RefSeq and is a predicted model, not a curated record. Gene Ontology annotation, cellular component: U7 snRNP. Gene Ontology annotation, biological process: mRNA 3'-end processing by stem-loop binding and cleavage. The coding region runs from base 1 to 1143 and encodes 380 amino acids. The transcript has 5 exons. NCBI's taxonomy places the organism in Eukaryota, Metazoa, Chordata, Chondrichthyes, Myliobatiformes, Myliobatidae. Gene Ontology annotation, molecular function: U7 snRNA binding.